This is a messenger RNA of Anopheles stephensi (Asian malaria mosquito), 5741 nucleotides long. It is a transcript of the gene Sema5c, whose product is annotated as semaphorin-5A. Gene Ontology annotation, molecular function: chemorepellent activity; semaphorin receptor binding. The coding region runs from base 1437 to 4886 and encodes 1149 amino acids. The transcript is spliced from 10 exons. NCBI's taxonomy places the organism in Eukaryota, Metazoa, Arthropoda, Insecta, Diptera, Culicidae. Gene Ontology annotation, biological process: semaphorin-plexin signaling pathway; neural crest cell migration; negative regulation of axon extension involved in axon guidance. The record is from RefSeq and is a predicted model, not a curated record.
ACCACACAACAGUCUACGCUCUAUCGUCGCAACGGUCGGUCGUGUUGUGCACGGUUUCGGUCGAUCGGUCGGAAAGUAAGGCGCCCGGUACGCGUCGUGUUAAAAAUCGAUUUUGCAUUACUUGUGAUUUUUUGGAAGCCGCGAAAAAAAAAGUGAUCCCGUGCAUGCUGUCAAAGUGACGCAAACGCAUCAACAUUAGAAGCAAUAGAUUAGCGUGGCCAGGUGUGUGGUGUGGUCGCACACACCAAAUGGUUGGAUGUUUGGUGCAGAAGUCGCGGGUGAGGCUUCGGUGAAGUGUGUUAAGCUAGAGAAGCUCUGGUGGUGAAAAAAUUGGUGAAGAAGACGCCAAGAUUUACUUGGAUGAGAUUUAUUUUUAAGAAGAGAACCUCCUUUGGUGGAGAAGUUAAGCGUGUCAGUGAUCACAUGUAAACCUCACACAGGUCGAAGUUAAACAUAUAAGCAACGGUGCAAGCUUUGUCCUCUAAUCAGAUUUUUGUGCCGAGUGUGUGUGAAGCUAAACAAAUUCCAGUUCAACGGCACAGUGUACUUCCUUUCGUAAUAAGAGCAAUACAUCAGAGGCUUUGCCAACUUUGAAUGCCGAGUUUUGCAAACAUCGCAAACCCAGAAGCACAUCCCCAUAAAACAACCAGAAACUUGCUCGUGACGAUAAAUAGAUUGCUUUCAUCAGAUGUGGAUUGGGAACUGGCUGAUCAACACAUCAACGGCCGAUUUUAAGUGACCAGCGAGAGAGGUGAAUCGUUUUAGUGGCCGUUCAGUGUUCAUCUAUUGUUACUAAACAUCAAAUCGGGGAAAGUUUAUCAAUGUGUAAGAAGUGAAUGAUUUGCGUUAAAUCUAAGCAUCUCGGAGUGAAUGUUUGCUAAUGUCCUACACGUGGUUAAAGUGAUCCGCUAGUAUGUGCUAAUGUUUGUGUGGAAACGUUCCAACCAACCGAUGCUUGUGCUAGUCCACGGUAGUGAAAUAUGGCAGUAAAUUAUAAAUUAUCCAUAAAUAGUGGUAUAAUGAAGCAAUAAUAAAGCGACGCUGUUAGCGGUUACACCACCGCACCGUGGCAGUCCGUGGCAGACGGAAUUCGUACCAGUGCUCAGUGAGUGUGCAAGAUUGUUGGAAAAGAUCGAACGUGCGGUAAACCGUGUUCGUUCGGGAAGGCUUUCUUACUUUCGGCAACGGCCCCAACGCUCGCUGCAACGUUCUGUGCUGGCAAGAAUAGAAAAGCUAAGGUGAAAGAGAGAGAGAGCGAGCUGGUUGCUGCUGCUGGUGGUGGUAAAUUGGAAAAUAUUGCUUCGUGUUAGGAGGACUCCUCCUCAUCUCUCUGAGCUGCCACCGAACUAGUGGCCGAAGAUCUGGAGGAAAUCUGGGCAGCGAGUAAGGUAUAUCUUUCCGGUUGGAUUAAUUUUCUUCGUGCAUCGGGUGGCGCGAUGAGUGCCGGUGCCCCGUGCCGGACGUGGUUCGGCCCAGCAGCAGCAGCAUCAAAGACACCUCGGACCACCUUCGUCAGCAGGAUGGUUUCAGUGUGGUUGGUGACGCUCCUGCUAGCACUCGUGUCGGCUACGAUAGAAGACAUUAAAAAUGAUCGCAGAUUCAUUUCAUUCAACGACCUUCUCGUGAGUGCGAAUCGGUUUACGGACGCAAACGUGACUUCCUAUUCCCGCAUGCUGAUCGAUGUUUCCGGGGAUCAACUUAUCGUCGGUGCAAGAGACAAUCUGUUCCGGUUUUCGCUGCGUCUGGAUGAGAUCGAGCGAGCGCCCUGGGAGGUACCGGCCAGUAUGCGUGCCCUCUGCCUGCAGAAAGGCCAAUCGGAACAUGCCUGCCAUAACUACGUGAUGGUGCUGCAGAGUUACGGCAGUCAGCUUUAUGCCUGUGGUACUCACGCCUUCAAUCCACGCUGUACCGUCCGCCACAUGGAGGACCUUUCCGUGACGCGAAACGAUGACGGUGUGGCCAAAUGUCCGUUCAAUCCGAACGCUAACAUGACGGCGCUCAUGUCCGAAUCGGGCGAACUGUUUGUCGGUUCGGCGACUGACUUUUCCGGUCUCGAUUCCGCGAUCAUGCGAUCGGACAUUACGGAGAACAAUUCGCGCAUACUGCGUACGGUGCAGUACAAUUCGCUCUGGCUGAAUGAACCACAGUUUGCCGGUAGUUUCGAGCACGGUGGGUUCAUUUACUUCGUGCUGCGUGAGGCAGCGGUUGAGUAUAUGAACUGUGGGAAGAUCAUCUACUCGCGGAUAGCACGCGUUUGCAAGAACGAUCCCGGCGGUACGUUGGGCAUCCUGAAGGACAACUGGACGUCGUUUGUAAAGGCACGGCUGAACUGCUCACUGCCCGGGAACUAUCCGUUCUACUACAACGAGGUGCAGGGUAUGGUGUACUCGCAGGACGAAGGUGUCCUGUAUGCGACCUUCACCACACCAGAGAACAGCAUUCACGGAUCAGCCAUCUGCGCGUACAACCUGUCCGCCAUUCAAACCGCAUUUGACGGUGCGUUCAAGCAUCAGGAAUCGAAGGGAGCAGCUUGGCGCGGUCAGGAUGUUGGCAAUCGCGAUCACUACGAGUGUCGUGGAGUUAGCGCUACCGGGCGCCACAUGUCACUGAUCGAAUCGUCCAAGUACCAGCUGAUGGACCAAGCCAUUCAACCGAUCACGGGACGUCCCCUGUACCACACCGCACUGGAACGCUUGAGCCACAUUGCGAUCGAUAUCAUUCCGACCAAACUGCACGAGCGUGUACACAUCAUCUACGUCGCGACCGACGCUGGAACGAUCAAGAAGAUCUCGGUGCUGCCCCGGACCAAAGACACGUGCGUGAUUGAAAUCUGGCAACCGGAAGAACGACCCGAAACACCGAUCAAGGUGAUGCAGUACGUGAAGGACACGGAAUCGCUGUACGUCGGAACGGAGCGUGCCCUGAUGCGCAUUCCGGCGAAUCACUGCGGAAGACAUUUGUCCCGCACGAGCUGCCUGAACUCGAUGGAUCCUUACUGUGGGUGGAACGAACUGCAGGAAGCGUGCACGAUCGCACCGAACGGAGACACACUGGCAAGGUACUGGGUACAGAAUGCGACCGAAUGUCCCGUGCUGACGGCUCCGGUGGAUGGUGGUUGGUCGGCAUGGUCCGGUUGGUUCCGGUGUGCACAGUCACCCGGUCAGGCUGGAUCGAUCGCUGGUGCGGCCGGUGAAGACUUUGGCCCUAAUGCGGACAGUUGCCUGUGUAGAACGCGCACGUGCAAUAAUCCACCACCGAAUAACGGAGGCCGUGAGUGUACCGGGAUGCAUAUCGCCGUCACCAACUGUACCGUGCACGGUGGAUGGACGGAAUGGUCCGCUUGGUCGGCCUGCUCGCAAACUUGUGGGAUGGCGGUCAAGACCCGGCGUCGUACCUGUGGCAAUCCAAAGCCCGCCCACGGAGGACGUGUUUGUGUGGGACCGGAUCGGGCCGAGAUUUACUGCUCACAUCUACCACCUUGCCCAGCACCGAAGCAACCGCCCGUCGAUGGUGGCUGGGGUCCGUACGGAGACUUUGGCGAGUGUAGUGCGGUGUGCGGUGGAGGGUUCCGGAUACGUCGGCGCAAGUGUGACAAUCCGGUACCGCAGAACGGUGGGAUGGAUUGUUCGGGAUGUCACUUUGACUAUGAGGUGUGCAAUACGCAACCGUGUCCGGAUGUGCGAAAGGCGGGCACCUGGACUCCCUGGUUGACUGUGUCGAACGGAACGAUUCCGAGCGGUGGAUACGUGGAGAAGCGGUAUCGGUUCACGUGCAAAGCGCCUAUUGCGGACUCGGCUUUACUGAAGAUUACACCGAAGGAAGAGGUGCGUGUGUGUCAGGCGGAUGGGUCCUGCCAACGGUCGAUCGAUCCGAAUGCACUGGCGACGGGUUUCGGUGGCGGUGAGGAUGGUGAGGAUGGUUGGAGCGAAUGGAGCUCGUGGAGUCCGUGCAGUGCAUCCUGCGGCGGUGGAUAUCAGCAUCGUACACGGACCUGCGAAAAGCUGGACUGUGUUGGGUUCAACAAGACGCGACGGGCGUGCAACACGCAACCAUGUAGAGGUGAAUGGGGCUGUUGGACCGAUUGGUCACCGUGCUCUGUAAGUUGUGGCACCGGGACACGCUCUCGAUCGCGCCUAUGCCUUUCGAUGUCCGGUAGCGUAACGCCAGAAAACGAUUGCGAAGGUAAAAGCGUUCAGUACGAGAGCUGUGACAUGCCGAGUUGUGACUCAUUCCUUGGAUGGGGCGAAUGGAGCGAAUGGUCACCGUGUAACGCGGACAACGAGAAGAUCCGGACCCGCACCUGUCUGCAGCCACACGCCGUCUCGUCCACCGGUGAGCUCACGUGCCAGGGCAGUGAUCGUGAACUGCGCAAGUGCAACAUCGAACAAUCCAAUGAUGUUCCACUGCCACCGGCGGCCGUGUACGUGUCCUCGAUCUCGGCCAUUCUGAUUGCGGUGCUGGUCACGAUGCUGGUGUGCUGCUGCGUCACCAUACCCGUCACCAUCGUCUACAUGAACCGGAAGAAGAAAGGUCUGAAAGCGAUCCAGGGUUCGCCGUGCUACGGUUCCUACCCCAACCAAUACUCGUCGCUACCGACCAAGGAUGUUAGUAUGGAUUUAAUGUACACUGAUGGUGGUCACAAACCGAAGCGCCAAUCAUCGUUCAAAGGUUCCCGGAACGAUGCGAGUGGUUCGAAGCUUUCCAACGGUACCGGUACGCUGGUUAAAUCGAUCAACGUUAAUGGUGGCCCGCUAGGGAACAACACACCGAAGAUACUGUCCAAAUCGUUCAACGAAACCGAUACCGCCACGAUCAAGCGCAAUUCGCACGGUCCCAACAACAUCCGGCAUGCGCGGCAGUUGGAGAUGGACGAGGACAAGUACUGACCGGUUUAGCUGAUGGAUUUUAACUUGAUGACAAUUUUAACCCAAGGAUGUCGUUAGGACAGGGGCGACGAUAGGACACUAGCGUUUAAUGGAAAGUAUUCGGAGUGUAGCGUAGAGGGGACGGAAACGUGGUAUAGGAGUAAGAUUGAAGGUUGAUUGCAAUGCCGAUGUGUGCCAUUAGUGUAAUUGUGUUGUGUGUAUGUAACAACCCGAUUUGCUGUAAGCUAACGCAUAGAGUGGGACAGAAAGAAUUGAAUAAUUAAGCCCCCUUGUUUUAACUGCAAUUGUAAAGAACAAUCAGACUUAGCAGAGCGUAGUGAUCGAAGUAGUGUUAAGGCCCUUUUGCUAAGUAAUCUUCUCGGUGCGUGUGUGAUCAUAUGAUUGUACACGCUACAAAGGUAGCUCAUAUUGAGCAGCUAGUAUAGGGAAACGGCGUACAGCAUUUACUAGACGGUCGACGUAUCGAUGUCCUUUGGGGCCAAGUAGGGGCCAAGAAAAGUGUCCAAAAGACAUAUGCGCAAAGGGCAUAAACAAUAACGACGAGACGGCAAACUUUUCAGCAGAGUCACGGAAGGGCCAAAAUGAAACAAUCUUAAAAGACUUAACAGCAACAGAUGUAAAAGACAGUUGUGGUAGGCAGUGUUGUAGCUUUAGGGCGUAAGUUUUAGGUGUAUCGACUUUUCGGUUAAGUCUUUCUUUUUGUUGUUGAAGCUUCCACUAACGAUGUGUUCGAUUUCGACGUUGACUUACGUGUAGUGAUAGGGAGGAAACUAAAGGCGUGUAGCAUUGUUAGCAGCAGCAAAUCAGCAAACAGUUCGAAAUAAAAUCGUAAAAUGACAAGAUGAAAGAACGUUC